UUUCCGAUAUUUCUUUGGAUUUCACUGUUUUUGUCGUGGAAUCCUCUUCACAAUGAUAUACAGAAUGGUUUAUCCCUUGGCCUUUAAUUUUUUUAUGUCUUUAGCGACCUUYCUAUUGUCGAUAAAGAUCAUUCCGCGGAUCAAGGGAUUAUUUCUUGCUGCAGGAAUGGCAGGGAAGGAUCUCAACAAGAAAGACAAUGAUGAACUGAUCCCGGAAGGUCUGGGUGUUGUGUCUGGAGCCAUGUACCUGAUGUGUUUAUUUUUAUUUAUACCAUUGCCAUUUUUAUCAAUAUGGUUUGAGAAAGGAGAUUAUGAUUUUCCACACCAUGAGUUCGUGAUGUUUAUAGCAGGUCUUCUGUCAAUYUGCUGCAUGAUAUUUCUUGGAUUUGCUGAUGAUGUUUUGGAUUUAAAAUGGAGAGAUAAACUGAUUUUACCAACCAUGGCUUCAUUGCCUCUUUUGAUGGUGUAUUUUGUCAAUAUUGGUAUAACUACAAUAAUAGUACCCAAGCCCUUACGCUUCCUGUUUGGUUUUGAUGUUGACUUAGGCAUACUAUAUUAUGUGUAUAUGGGGAUGCUUGCAGUAUUUUGUACCAAUGCUAUCAAUAUUCUGGCAGGAAUUAAUGGUGUAGAGGCAGGACAGUCUUUUAUAAUCGCUGUWUCCAUUGCAAUUUUCAACUGUUUGGAGUUGCAGGGWUCUUGUUGUUGGCAGGCACAUUUGUUUUCUCUAUAUUUCAUUCUACCGUACAUUGCUGUGUGUGGUGCUAUUCUUUAUUAUAAUUGGUAUCCAUCAAGUGUGUUUGUUGGUGAUACAUUUUGCUAUUUCUCUGGGAUGACAUUUGCAGUUGUUGGUAUACUSGGACAUUUCAGUAAAACAAUGCUAUUGUUCUUUGUUCCUCAAGUUUUAAACUUUGUGUUUUCACUGCCCCAACUGUUCAAGUUUGUACCGUGCCCUAGACACAGAUUGCCAAGAAUCAACAAAGAAACUGGUCUGUUAGAAAUGAGUCAUGCAGUUUUCAAAACAUCUGACUUAAACCCACUUGGUCGAUUUAUUAUUAAUGUGUUCCACACUUUACGACUCAUAGAAGUACAGUAUGACAUUGGAGAGGAUAGUCAAUUUACCAGAAUAAAUAACUUUACCAUUAUCAACUUUGUUAUUAAAGUCCUGGGACCAUUACAUGAAAGGACACUGGUUUGCAUAAUACUUGGCAUACAGAUUCUUGGUAGUUGUUGUGCCUUUAUUAUUCGUUAUCGUCUUGUUCGUCUUUUUUAUGAUGUUGAGGAACAUCAUAUGAAGUAAUAGWAUGUAGAAAAUUAAUUUAAAUAUUUUAUCAACUGGUGGCAUACUAGAAUCCUGUCUAGAUUACCACAAAGAAUUUGAUAAGUUGCACCGAUAUGACAACAAUUUACACUAUCAAUCUGAUAAAAAGUUGUCAUAUAUAUAUUUUAGACUUUAACUAAUCCAUGACUUUGAAUUACUUCCAAAUUGUACAUUUUGUAUUAUAAAAAACAACCUCGUCUUUGUCAGACAGGCUCAUGUUUUGAGCCCUCUUAGCAAAGUAGACUGAUUUCAUUGUCGUUAUCAUUUUUGACUUAAGUAAGUCUACUGCAAUAUGAUUGGCACCUUUUAUUACUGUUCCAGUCAUAUCAUAGGAAACUGUAAUUUUAGUAGCAAUAUUUCAAUUCUGAUAGCUAUCUUAAAUUUAGCCUAAAUUGUCCUAAAUAAUUUAAAAUAAAAUUUUAUAGCAAUUUUGUAAAUAGUGUAAUAAGUCAAUAAACAAAAUAAAUAAUAUAAUAUCUUUA
This is a messenger RNA of Exaiptasia diaphana, 1800 nucleotides long. Its product is annotated as UDP-N-acetylglucosamine--dolichyl-phosphate N-acetylglucosaminephosphotransferase. Gene Ontology annotation, molecular function: UDP-N-acetylglucosamine-dolichyl-phosphate N-acetylglucosaminephosphotransferase activity. The transcript has 7 exons. Lineage: Eukaryota; Metazoa; Cnidaria; Anthozoa; Actiniaria; Aiptasiidae. Bases 53 to 1297 code for a protein of 414 amino acids. Gene Ontology annotation, biological process: dolichol-linked oligosaccharide biosynthetic process; protein N-linked glycosylation. The record is from RefSeq and is a predicted model, not a curated record. Gene Ontology annotation, cellular component: membrane.